Dermochelys coriacea (leatherback sea turtle) is the source of this 808-nucleotide messenger RNA. It is a transcript of the gene SOD1, whose product is annotated as superoxide dismutase 1. The transcript has 5 exons. Gene Ontology annotation, cellular component: nucleus; cytosol; peroxisome. Gene Ontology annotation, molecular function: superoxide dismutase activity; copper ion binding. Gene Ontology annotation, biological process: removal of superoxide radicals. NCBI's taxonomy places the organism in Eukaryota, Metazoa, Chordata, Testudines, Dermochelyidae. Bases 144 to 635 code for a protein of 163 amino acids. The record is from RefSeq and is a predicted model, not a curated record.
CGUGGCGCGGCCGCUAUAAGCGGCGCGGCGGGGGUGCGGGAGGGGGACUCAGGCGCUGGCUGGGGUCGCCGCGGUGCCGCUCCUCCUCCUCCUGGGCCACUGGCAGCGCGGUUGGUUGCGGCGCGCGACUGAGCCGCGGGAUCAUGGCGACGGUGAAGGCCGUGUGCGUGCUGAAGGGGGAGGACCCCGUGAAGGGCCCCGCGAAGGACCCCGUGAAGGGCGUCAUCUACUUCGAGCAGCAGGGUAAUGGACCAGUAAUGCUCUCGGGAAGUAUUACAGGUUUGACUGAAGGAAAACAUGGCUUCCAUGUCCAUGAAUUUGGAGAUAACACAAAUGGAUGUACCAGUGCAGGUGCUCACUUCAAUCCUAAUGGCAAAAACCAUGGUGGACCACAGGAUAACGAGAGGCAUGUUGGAGAUCUUGGCAAUGUGAUUGCUAAUAAAGAAGGUGUGGCAGAAGUGUCUCUUAAAGAUUCUUUAAUUUCUCUUACGGGAUUGCAGUCCAUUAUUGGACGCACCAUGGUGGUCCAUGAGAAAGAAGAUGACUUGGGUAAAGGAGGAAAUGAUGAGAGUUUAAAAACUGGCAAUGCUGGUAGUCGUCUGGCUUGUGGUGUUGUUGGAAUAGCAAAGAUCUAAAUAUUGACUACUUAAAAGCACUUAAGUACAAAUGAUAAGUAGGCUAUAUAGCAGUGUACAUUGUUCUGGCAAAAGCUUUCUUUAAUCUUACUGCUAUUUUCAGUAUGUAUUGGCUAAAACAGCAUAAGUUACUUAAUUUUGUAUGUGUACUGCAAUUAAAAUGUUGAUGGAAA